Phytophthora sojae is the source of this 675-nucleotide messenger RNA. RefSeq lists its product as hypothetical. Bases 1 to 675 code for a protein of 224 amino acids. The record is from RefSeq and is a predicted model, not a curated record. The transcript is spliced from 2 exons. Lineage: Eukaryota; Oomycota; Peronosporomycetes; Peronosporales; Peronosporaceae.
AUGGUGCUCCGCAUGCUCUGGAAUAUCGGCUCGGGACUCGUGUAUGGGGCCCUCCACAAGAGCCCUCGUGCUGGGUUGGCGGGGCUGCACUACCCAGCGGUGUGGAGAGCUCGCUCUGGAUUCCUCGACUGUGACGUGAACCUGCACCUCAACAACUCGUCGUACCUCUUCAGCAUGGAGCUCGCUCGCUGGCACUUCACAGCGUCGAACGGCGUGUUGUGGCACGCUAUCAAGCACCGGCGGAUGUUCCUCGCGGCGUCUCAAGCCAUUCGCUUCCGUCACGCCAUCCCGCCGUUCCACGCGUACGAGAUCAAGACGCAGAUGGUGUACUGGAACGGCCCGUGGAUCUACUUCCUGCACCAGUUCCAAGACCCCACCAGCGGCAAGCAGUUCGCCGAGGGUUUGUGUCGUGUCAUGGUCAAGCAGCGCGGAGAGGGCGUGGAUUUCGAGAAGAUGAUAGCAGAAGUGUACGACGGACCGAUCCCAGCGCAACCUGCUCAAGUUCCCGACGUGGUCAAGGGGUUUCUUGAGUGGGAUGCGGCUAGUCGCUCCAGUAUGGAAGCGUCCCAUGAGCUGGAGAAGGCCAAGAUCAGUAAAAGCCCACCGCCAGCUACACCCGAAGGACUCGCAGCUCGCGUUUGGAUGGAGAUGCAGCGUUCUAUGAACCGACCCUAG